This is a messenger RNA of Hyla sarda, 2948 nucleotides long. It is a transcript of the gene HDHD2, whose product is annotated as haloacid dehalogenase like hydrolase domain containing 2. Bases 295 to 1074 code for a protein of 259 amino acids. Gene Ontology annotation, biological process: dephosphorylation. The record is from RefSeq and is a predicted model, not a curated record. The transcript is spliced from 8 exons. NCBI's taxonomy places the organism in Eukaryota, Metazoa, Chordata, Amphibia, Anura, Hylidae. Gene Ontology annotation, molecular function: phosphatase activity.
GGGGCCUUAUCAAAUGUAGGUGCCCCAAGUAUUGCCUGUCUGAAGCAAACGAUAAAUUACUGCUAAAACACUACCGGCUUUACUGAGGACACCUAUGAGCUGUCUGCGCACCGACUCAUAGCUGCUGGUUAGGAGGACAUACGAUGCAGACAGAUAACCAUUGCUGAUAAGAUAAUCUCAGGAAUCUCACAGUCCAGAGAACCUCGGAAAGGUUUCCUAUGUGAACAACAUUGGAAUGAGGAAACAACGGAACCAUUGCCAUAAGCCAUUCUUCCAGUCCUCCCUUUAUGCAGAAUGGCCGCUCGGCGUGCCCUUAAGGCUGUGCUGGUGGAUCUGAGUGGCACUCUCCAUGUCGAGGACACUGCUAUACCUGGGGCUCAGGAGGCUCUGAAGAGAUUGCGCGAUGCUCCGGUUGCCAUACGGUUUGUCACCAAUACGACCAAAGAGUGUAAGAGGACUCUGCUGGAGAGAUUGAGGAGGCUGCAGUUUGAUAUCAGUGAAGACGAGAUCUUCACAUCUCUGACUGCCGCCAGGAACCUGCUGGAGCAGAAAAAUGUCCGUCCCAUGCUGCUAGUGGACAAUAGUGCUCUGCCGGACUUUGAAGGAAUCGCCACCGACAGUCCCAACGCGGUGCUGAUAGGAUUAGCUCCAGAACACUUCAACUACCAAAGCAUGAAUCAGGCCUUCAGACUGGCGCUGGAUGGCGCUCCCAUCAUAGCCAUACACAAGGCCAGGUAUUACAAAAAGAAAGAUGGCCUAGCACUGGGUCCUGGUCCAUUUGUAACAGCUUUGGAAUAUGCAACAGACACAAAGGCCACAGUGGUGGGGAAACCAGAGAAGACUUUCUUCCUUGAAGCCCUGAGGAGCACAGGCUGCUGCCCGGAGGAAGCUGUCAUGAUAGGGGAUGACUGCAGGGAUGAUAUUGGGGGCGCACAGGACACUGGCAUGGUGGGGAUUCUAGUAAAAACUGGCAAAUACAGGAAAGGCGAUGAGGCCAAAAUCAACCCAUCGCCUCAUCUGACCUGUGACGACUUUCCUCAGGCUGUGGAUCACAUACUGAAGAAUCUGCUGUGAAGACGUGACUAUGGAAUGAAUAGACUCCCAUCACAACUAAUAGGACUCCCCUGUGAAAUAAAAAAGAUUCACAAUAAUUUCCUGUAAACUGCAGGAGGCAGACAAAUACACCCUAUACAGCAUGCCGAAUAGUGAUUUGGAGGUGGGUAAAGCCUGCAUGGCCCUAAAGUGUACUUAAAGCAUCAGGAAGUCUCUAUUAUUCAUUUUAAGACAUAAUUUAGAGAAGAACCUUUGUGAAGUCUUUACCUUCAUAGUUCUGCCAUUUGUGAGGUGGACCUCUCCUCCUUCCCCUAUUACUUACUAAGGCCGGGUUCACACAGCCGGAAAAAGCUAGUGGAUAUUCUGUACCUUUUAAUAAUCUGGUGCUAGGACCACUCCGUUUCUUAGACUGCAAUGCAUUUCUGAGUGGAAUCAGCAGAAACAAGUCUAUUCUGUAUGUGGAUGCCGGAAUUAGGGUUUCUGCCGUGUGCAAGGUGCAGCAGAAUCCCAUUGAAAUCAAUGGGACUCUGCUGCUGUGGAAUAAUGCGCAGGCUUUCUGCCAUGUGAACAUACCCUUACAGGGUGUUGUCAUGGUCUGCCAUGUUGGUGCUCGUUCACAUUGCCAGUGUGCUCCACUAAAGGGAGUUAAGCAAAGAAAAAAAAAAAAAUAAAUAAACACUGCAUGUCCUAUUUCUUUCUCCACUCAACUCCAGUAAAAUACUGGACCCCAUUUAAGUCAAUAGGACCCGUCAGACCUGGCGGUGUCAGUUGUGCUGUGACCCAUUCUGGGUCUAUUCGGCACAACAAAACAAAGCCGUACGGACCCUAAACGGGUUGGAGCGCAAUGGCAGUGUGAACUUAGCCUUACAAAUACUCUGGAGCUGGUGCUUGGUCCCUGACAGAGACUGUCUGCAUGAUUCAGUGCUGAUGCUGCUGUAAUCACAUGACUUCAUUUACUAACAAGUUUGUUCGAUCCCUUCAAAAUGUCACUAUCAUUAAAUAAAUAAAUAAAUAAACUUUUGCCAUGUGAUAGAGACAAGGCAAAAGUUUUAAUCAGUGGAAUGAGCCGAAAGAAGCACACAGCUAAGAAUUUCUCUUCCUGACUCAGUCAGGCUCCAUAGACUUCUAUAGAGUCAGUCUCCUUCUGUAUAUGGGAAGAGAAGCACUCUAGUGCUCCUGGUUGCUAUGGGCAACUGCACCACACUAGACAGACAGGCUUUGAUAAAUCUCCCCCCACAGUUUUUCUUCAGCUGGAACCAGGACCUAUGUCGGGGUGGAGGGAAUUAUGAACAGUUCCAAAUAUCAGGCAAUCCUGGCCAAAAACCUUCAGGUGUCCAUUAAAAGAUGAAGUUCACCUUUCAGCACUACAACGACCCAAAGCACGCAUCUAAAUCCACAAAAACUUGGAUUCUCCAGAAGAAAAUUAAACAUUUUUGAAUGGUCCAGCUGGAGCCUAGACCUUUAAAAGGGUCCUUCCUGUGGAGUCGGUAGAUAAAUGUUCAGACUCCGACUCCGCAGUUUUUUGUACUUCCAACUCCUCUGUAUUAAUAUGUGAAUGUAUUUUAUAUAUUCCUUGAAGGAAAGAAAGGUAACAUACCUGUCAUUACCACAGGACUACUGGCUGGGAAGCCAACAGUCUACUGUAUUGGACAUUUUAAAGGGGUACUCCGUUACCUUGCUAUCGGUGCUCCGCUUUCCAGCGUCCGGAAGUUAUUGUUCUGAACGAUGUGUGUGCGGGCUUCCGUGUUCAGGGCUGCCCCUCGUGACAUCACACCCCGCCCCCUCAACGAAAGCCUAUGGGAAGGAGGCGCGACGGCCGUCCCGCCCCCUUCCUAUAGACUUUUGUUGAGGGGGCGGGAAUGACGUCACUAGGGGGCGGGCGUGACAUCACCAGG